Molecule: messenger RNA, 564 nt
Organism: Caenorhabditis elegans
Lineage: Eukaryota; Metazoa; Nematoda; Chromadorea; Rhabditida; Rhabditidae
Gene: C05C12.5
Product: Phosphoprotein
Exons: 3
Coding region: 69-518 (149 amino acids)
Source: RefSeq, marked reviewed
AGUUUGACUUUCCUCAUUCCCAGCUUUGCUCUCAUCAAAGUUCAUAAACGGAUCAAUACCAGCAAAGGAUGGCAAAAUACUUUGGCGCCACAGAUGCAUUCAAUGCAAUUGUUCAAAAAGUCGACGAAACACUUAUUCAAGCAGAAUCCCAUCUUCGUAAUCUUCAUGAAGAUACAGUGGGAGCAAAGCCGUCUGAUAGUUUGCCGGACCGCACUAUCGUUCCGUCCCCAUCUUCUCAAUCGGAACGUUCAUGCUCCCCGGAGCCUCGUAUUGUUGCUCCUCAAUUGUCUGCAUACUCUGGAUCAUCCGCUGCGUCUUCUUCUUCCGUGAAUCAUAUUGAUGUGAAGAGCAAGUCGUAUUUGGCAUUGGAUAAGAAGAAAGCACUGAUCAUGACUUCGCUCAAGUCAAAGAGAGUUAUGAACGAUAGUGAUGUGACAAAAGUUCAGAAAUUGAUCGAUGACUUGUUCGGAAAACAAACUUCUUCGUCCUCAUCUUCCAUGUCCAUCCUUCAGUUGUAGCAAAUAGAGAUCCUAUGAACUGAAUAAAUAGAUUCAUUUUCCCGUG